Mus pahari (shrew mouse) is the source of this 1173-nucleotide messenger RNA. Its product is annotated as zinc finger protein 16-like. NCBI's taxonomy places the organism in Eukaryota, Metazoa, Chordata, Mammalia, Rodentia, Muridae. Bases 1 to 1173 code for a protein of 390 amino acids. Gene Ontology annotation, molecular function: RNA polymerase II cis-regulatory region sequence-specific DNA binding; DNA-binding transcription activator activity, RNA polymerase II-specific. The record is from RefSeq and is a predicted model, not a curated record. Gene Ontology annotation, cellular component: nucleus. Gene Ontology annotation, biological process: regulation of transcription by RNA polymerase II. The transcript is spliced from 2 exons.
AUGUGUUCCGAAUGUGGCAAGGCCUUUAGACAAAACUCUGUUCUUAAAAACCACUGGCAACCCUGCCUACCUGUGAAAGCCUGCCAGGGUGGCGAGCGUACAGAAGUCUUUGUGGGGCACACAGACUUUGACAGGCAUCAGGUUCACCACCACAAUGAGGAUCAUGUGUGUAACGAUUGCGGAAAAACCUUCAGCCAGAACUCGAGCCUUCAAAAACACCAAGAGGCUCACACAAUCGAAAAGCAGUAUGAAUGCAGUGAAUGUGGCGAGACUUUUAGGCGGAGCUCAGACCUCCAGCAACCUCAGAUGGUUCACACUGGAGAGAAACCUUACGCGUGUAAAGAGUGUGGCAAGCAUCAAACCUCAUUCAGCCGCAUCUCAAAACUCAUUAAGCAUCACAGGGUUCACACUGGAGAGAAACCUUAUCCGUGCUGUGAGUGUGGGAAAGCCUUUAGCCAGAGUUCUAGCCUUAAGCAGCAUCAGAGAGUUCACACCGGUGAGAAGCCUCACGCAUGCGCCGUGUGUGGGAAAGCCUUUAGUUACAGCUCCGUGCUCUGGAAGCACCAAAUCACUCACCCGGGAGAGAAGCCGUACCGGUGUAGUGUCUGUGGGAAAGCUUUCAGCCACAGCUCCGCCCUCAUCCAACAUCAGGGUGUACACACGGGAGACAAGCCCUAUGAGUGCCAGGAAUGUGGGAAGACCUUCAGUCGUAGCUCUAACCUCAUCCUUCACCAUCGAGUCCACACUGGGGAAAAACCUUAUGAAUGUACCAGAUGUGGGAAGACCUUCAGUCGUAGCUCUAACCUCGUCCUUCACCAUCGAGUCCACACUGGGGAAAAACCUUAUGAAUGUACCAGAUGUGGGAAGACCUUCAGCCAGAGCUCAACCCUCAUUCAGCACCAGCUGAUUCAUAACGGGUUGAAACCUCAUGAAUGUAACCAGUGUGGUAAAACCUUCAACCGAAGUUCAAAUCUCAUUCACCACCAGAAAGUGCACACCAGGGAGAGGCCCUACAUGUGUGUUGAGUGUGGUAAUGGCUUCAGCCAGAGCUCACAUCUCAUUCAACACCAAAUAGUCCACACUGGCGAGAGGCCCUAUCAGUGCAGUGACUGUGGCAGGAUCUUCAGUAGUGUUCUGUCCUUACCCAACACCGAAGCAAUCACAGUGGAGUGA